Messenger RNA from Carassius gibelio (silver crucian carp), 1631 nucleotides. RefSeq names its product arylalkylamine N-acetyltransferase 1 (gene aanat1). Gene Ontology annotation, cellular component: cytoplasm. Bases 116 to 730 code for a protein of 204 amino acids. The transcript is spliced from 3 exons. Gene Ontology annotation, biological process: circadian rhythm; response to light stimulus. Gene Ontology annotation, molecular function: aralkylamine N-acetyltransferase activity. NCBI's taxonomy places the organism in Eukaryota, Metazoa, Chordata, Actinopteri, Cypriniformes, Cyprinidae. The record is from RefSeq and is a predicted model, not a curated record.
GUCUCUCCGUGAUUCACUUUCGACAAAGCUCUUGGAAAUCAAACAUAUCUGAAGGACAUUUGAAUAUUAUUUAUUAAUUUUUUUAACUCACCAAAAAGAAUUUAUAACAGCAGAAAUGUCCGUAGUUAGCGCGCUGCCUUUCCUGAAGCCCAUCCACAUGAGAGCCCCGAUCUCCCCCGGCCGCCAGCGCCGGCACACGCUCCCCGCCAGCGAGUUCCGCUCGCUCAACGCUGAGGACGCCAUCAGCGUAUUCGAAAUCGAGAGAGAGGCUUUUAUAUCUGUGUCUGGAGAAUGUCCUCUUCACCUGGAUGAGGUCCGGCACUUCCUAACCCUCUGUCCUGAGCUUUCUUUGGGCUGGUUUGAACAGGGGAGGCUUGUUGCUUUUAUCAUUGGAUCACUCUGGGACCAGGACCGUCUUACCACUGAUGCAUUAACCCUUCAUAAGCCUCAUGGGUCUACGGUCCACAUCCAUGUGCUGGCAGUCCACCGGACCUUCCGCCAACAGGGAAAAGGAUCUAUCUUGCUGUGGCGUUACCUGCAGUAUCUGCGAUGUCUACCAUAUGUCCGCCGUGCCGUGCUCAUGUGUGAGGACUUCCUGGUGCCUUUCUACCAGAAGUCUGGGUUUAAGGGGCAAGGUCCUUCUGAAAUCUCCGUAGGGUCACUUACCUUCAUCGAGAUGUAUUAUCCUAUAAGGGGACAUGCAUUCAUGCGCCGUAACAGUGGCUGUUAAGGGAUCACUUGUCAUGUAGCUCUUUGGACCUUCUAAAGAAGCAGAGGGUGUGUUGAAGCAGCUUUUGGUUUUGGUCUAGAUAUAGAUAUUUUGUGGUCUAUAGUGCUGUUUACGUCUACUUUUGUAAGCCUUGGUCAGCAUAGCAAAAAAUAUUAGAUACACAUUAAAAAAAAAAAAAGGUGUGUGUGUGAGGGUGUGGGGUGGGGGGGAUGGUGGACAGAGCAAACUGCAUCCCACUAUCUUAUCUAAGAUGGCUAAAUAUACCUUUUUUGUUUAUAUAUAUAUAUAUUCAUCAUGUCAAACAUUUUAUUUUUUUUUGCCUCAAAGUCAGGCUAUCUAAUAGGCUAGGUUUAUAUUUAUUAUUGUUUAUUUUGUUUUAUAUUUGGUAUGCACUUCUUUAGAUUACAUUUUUAAUUAAUCGUGCACAUUUUUUAAUUCAUGACAGAUCUUGUGUUGUGAGUUUGGGGGUUAAGGCUGGAAAGAUAAAAUAGUGGUUCAACAGUUAAACGUUCUUCUUUAGGGUAGUUUUUGUGUUCAGUGUCUUGUGGCUGCUUUAGAUGUGUGUCUAAACUGUGGAAGCAUUAAAAUAGCAUCAACUGAACACUUUUCCACUGUGAUCUCUCAUGAAAACAGCCACAAGAGAACAUGCAGUGUUGUCUGUUAUGUCUGUGAGUGCCAAUGUUUAAUAUACAAUCCCAUAAACAUGAGAAACUUUUAAUGUGUUGGUUAGGCAUUAGUACAAUUUAUUAAUGUCCGAUGUGCAGAGGUAUGCUAAACAGAAAUCAUCAAAAAACACAUGAGAGGGUUAAGACAGAAAUCCACCACCUAUGCCUUCACAGUCGUCAAUCAAGAUUUUGUACAUUUUGUAAUAAAAAAGAAAUAAAGAAUAUAUUUUUCAGAA